This is a messenger RNA of Emys orbicularis (European pond turtle), 1050 nucleotides long. RefSeq names its product probable G-protein coupled receptor 33. Bases 1 to 1050 code for a protein of 349 amino acids. The record is from RefSeq and is a predicted model, not a curated record. The transcript has a single exon. Gene Ontology annotation, biological process: phospholipase C-activating G protein-coupled receptor signaling pathway; inflammatory response; positive regulation of cytosolic calcium ion concentration. NCBI's taxonomy places the organism in Eukaryota, Metazoa, Chordata, Testudines, Emydidae. Gene Ontology annotation, molecular function: complement receptor activity; G protein-coupled receptor activity. Gene Ontology annotation, cellular component: plasma membrane.
AUGGACCAAGGCAAUAUGACUAUUCCACCAACCACUGUGACAAAUUCCAGCCAGACCCCAGCAGCUGUGAGUGCCUCUCACCUGGCUGCGGCCGCGUUGCUCUUCCCCACCUUCCUGGUGGGUGUGGUGGGAAACGGGCUGUACCUGUGGGUGCUGGGACUGAAGAUGAGGAGGACAGUGACUACGCUUUCGUUCCUCCACCUGGUCUCCUGUUCUCUCCUCUUCACCCUGCUGAUCCCCUUCUUCAUUGUCUCUCUCCUCAUGGGUUUCCACUGGGUCUUCGGCAUGGCCAUGUGCAAGCUCCUUAAUGCCUGCAUCUCUAUGUGCAUGUUCUCCUCCGUCUUCCUUCUCACCCUCAUCAGCCUGGACCGCUACAUCCUCACUCACCAUCCCAUCUGGUGCCGGCAUCACCGCACCGUGCCCCGAGCUCAGAAGCUGGCGGUGGGUGUGUGGCUGGCCUCCUUUGCUCUCAGCACUCCCUACCUGGCUUUCCGGGACACCCAGGUGGUGGACGGGGGAAGAAUCAUCUGCAUCAACAAUUAUGCUCUCUCUGGAGACUGGAACACAGCCGAGACACAGGACAUGGAGAGACGGGUCCACAUGGCUGUCUACAUGGUCCGGUUCCUGCUGGGCUUCCUUGUGCCCUUCUGCACCAUCGCUGGAUGCUAUGGCCUGGUGGGGCUGAAGAUGAAGGAGAAGAAGUUGGCAUGGGCUGGGAAGCCCUUCAAAGUCAUGCUGACCGCGGUGGUUUCCUUCUUUAUCGGCUGGCUGCCUUACCACCUCUAUCACGGCUUGAAGCUCUACAAGAAGGAGGUGCCAGAGUCAGUGACGGGUGCCCUUUUGGUCUUUUACACCUUCACGUCCUGCUUCACUGCCUGCUUCACCCCCAUUCUCUACCUCUUUGUGGGGGAAAAGUUCUGGCAGGUCUUCAGGACAUCUCUUUUCACUUUGGUCAAAACGGCUUUUGUUGAUGAUCUCGUCAGCAGUGCCCACGAGUCUAGUGGAAGACACGGGUCAGAAGUUGAGCACACAAAACAGGAGAUGGCCUGA